This is a messenger RNA of Oryza brachyantha (malo sina), 5753 nucleotides long. RefSeq names its product E3 ubiquitin-protein ligase SHPRH. NCBI's taxonomy places the organism in Eukaryota, Viridiplantae, Streptophyta, Magnoliopsida, Poales, Poaceae. The transcript is spliced from 19 exons. The record is from RefSeq and is a predicted model, not a curated record. Gene Ontology annotation, molecular function: ATP-dependent chromatin remodeler activity; ATP binding. The coding region runs from base 288 to 5324 and encodes 1678 amino acids.
UUCGUCGGCCUAAACCCCUCUCGUCGCGUCUCUUCGCGACAAGUAACCGCGCCGAGCUCCUCCAGUCCACCACCCAUCCAGUCUCUCCAGCGUCGCCUCACCCAUCUUCCAUUCCACAUAUCGAUUUCCCUUCCUGCUCGGCCGCACGAGCUCCAAUCGACGAAGCAUCGCUAGGUUUUGGAGAUUUUUUUUGCUUUUGAUUUGGUGAGGUGAGGAACCCCCAAUUUCCACUUCAAUUCCCGAGCUAAAACCCGGCGGCAUGCUCGAUUAGUCUGCUGGGGUCGCGCAUGGGGAGGAGGAAGUCGCGGCCGGCCCGGGCGGGAGGCCUGGGCGCCGGCGCUGCGGCGGAGCCCGACGCGCCGAGCCCUAGCAGCGGCGGCGCCUCCAAGUCGAGGCGUGCGGCGAAGGGCGAGGCCAGGAGGGACGUGUGCUUCGAGGUGGAUAGCAGCACGUGGUGCUUGAGCGACGGCGACCGCCGGGACCUCGCGGAGUUGGUUAUGCGCGACGUGAGGAUCUCCGGCGAGGGAGAGGAGGCGUUGGACGUAGCGGCUCUGUACGAGGCAGGCAGGGAGAAGAGGUUCCCGUUGCGUCUGCGGGUGCGGGACGCGCCGGAGGAGGGUUUCCGGUUGGGCAACUGGCCUGUGGUACCGUCAGAUUGUGUGAUCCUGGAGUAUGUGGUCGCUGGCAUGGUUAUCUCAGGUUGUUUUGAUGGUCCCGACGAAGGUGUAUCAGGCCUCGCCCAUCUGGUUAAACUGAGAUUCGUGACAUUGCGUGUUCAUGCCUUUAAUGUAUCUCAGUCUGGUGAUUCUGUGUCGGUUGUGUCGUUUAGAGUUAGAUUGGGGGUGAUGGAGAAGGCUUUUGCUGCAUGUGAGUCAUUGUUGGAGGUGACGAGGCAUCCGUGGAGGAAGAGCUUGAUGAAUAUGGUGGCUUGGGUACGUCCUGAGGUCAUGACCUCGACUGCAAUAUAUGGGAUGGAUGGUCCUGUUUUGCCGAUCAAUGGAGAUGCUAAUGGUGAUUUCACCCCAAAGAAGGAUUCUCAGUUUGAUCUUGCUGCUUUGUAUGAAGCCAUUAAGCCCUCGAUGGAGGCUGGACUGUUCGAAGAGGAGCUUGCUGAUUUACUUCCUCAUCUCAGACCUUAUCAACUUCGUGCAGCAAAUUGGAUGGUUCAACGUGAAAAGGGAAAUACAAUGGUUUCAUCACCAAAUCAGCAAUAUGUUCAUUCUGCACCUUAUUGUGUUCCAAUUGAUUUUAUGCACAAGAACUCUAGGAUGUUCUUCAAUCCAUUCAAUGGAAAUGUCUCGAUGCAUCCAGAACCUUCUCCACCUUAUGUAUCUGGGGGUAUUUUGGCUGAUGAAAUGGGCUUAGGGAAAACUGUCGAGCUUUUAGCUUGCAUUUUUGCACACCGCAGACCAUAUUCAGCAGGCUAUUCUGUCUCUUCAAACAUAAAAGGAACAUACCAGAUAAAGAGGCAUAAAAGAGAAAGAGUUGAGUGCAUUUGUGGGGCUGCAAGUGUAACUUCUGCAUAUCAGGGGAUAUGGAUCCAGUGCGACAUUUGUGAUGCUUGGCAACACGCUAGUUGUGUUGGUUACUCACCAAAGGAAGAAAUGCAUUUUAGUGAUGAUAAUGGUGAUGCAGCAGCAAACAAUGAACAAGGUACCAUAAAGUCAAAAAUUAAAAGGAAGAAAAAAGACAAGUAUUGCACUGCAGAGACAGAAGAAAAAUAUAUUUGCACACUGUGCUUGGAGCUAAUUGAAGCGGCACAAUCUAAUAUAUUAAGUCAUGCUACACUGAUAGUAUGUCCAUCACCAAUAUUGGCCCAGUGGCACUCUGAGAUUACCCGACACACGAGACCAGGAUCUCUGAAAGUUUACAUUUACGAAGGUGCAAGGAACUUGGACUUACCAUCUACCCAAAAAAUUGAUAUGGCUGAGAUAAGCACCUGUGACAUUGUUUUGACAACUUAUGAUGUCCUGAAAGAAGAUCUAUCACAUGAUUCUGAUCGGCAUGAUGGUGAUCGCUGUUUUUUGAGAUAUCAAAAGAAGUACCCUGUCACUCCAACUGUCCUAACAAGGGUCCACUGGUGGCGGCUAUGUUUGGAUGAAGCUCAGAUGGUGGAGUCCAGCAGAACUUCUGUAACUGAGAUGGCAAUGAGGCUAAAUGCUCAACACCGUUGGUGUAUCACAGGAACUCCAAUACAACACAGGCUUGAUGAUCUUUUUGGGCUUCUUCGCUUUCUCAGGACAAGUCCAUUCGACACAUAUAGAUGGUGGGCGGAUAUUAUUAGGGACCCAUAUGAGAAGGGGGACACGAUAGCUAUGAAUUAUACACACAAGUUUUUCAAGGAAAUCAUGUGGCGCUCCUCUAAAAUUCAUGUUUCACAGGAGUUACAACUGCCUCCGCAAGAAGAGUGUUUUUCGUGGCUUAUCUUUUCAUCGAUUGAAGAAUAUUUCUAUCAGAAGCAGCAUGCCACUUGCAUGGACCACGCGCAUGAAAUUAUUAGACGUAUCAGAAAUGAUGCCAACAAAAGAGAGCCAAUAUCAGACUCGAGUGUUGUAUCAAAUGUGUACCUCUCAAAUGAUGACAUUGCCAAGCUCCUAGUCCCACUGCUCAAACUUCGACAGGCCUGUUGCCAUCCUCAAGUGGGGAGUUCUGGUCUCUGCUCCCUGCAGCGUACUCCUUUAUCAAUGGGUGAAAUUUUACAGGUUCUUAUUGGGAAAGCAAAAGUCGAGGGGGAGGAGGAGCUUAGGAAAAUUGUUGUUGCCCUGAAUGGUCUUGCUGGACUUGCUGUCAUUGAACAAAAGAAUCAAGAGGCCAUCUCUCUGUACAAAGAAGCACUAGCUUUGGCCUGUGAAAAUUUUGACGAUUUCCGUGUUGACCCUUUGUUGAAUCUUCAUAUCAACCACAAUCUUGCAGAGCUGCUCAGAGAUAGUUCCGAGUAUUUGCAGGAAUGCCCACUAAAAGAACAAACCUUUGAAGCCCAUGGUGGGCGAAAAAGAAAGGAAACUAGUCCUGUUGACUCAGAUAUGUGUGGCAUAAAGAGAACUAAAAUGUGUGAGAACAGCAGGUCAAGUUUGAUGACUGAUAGCCCAGAAACAUCCAAGGAAGACGAGAACAUCGAUGCACAAGUAUGUAAAAACAGAGAGAUGGAUGUAGAGAAUGAUUCUGGAUGCCACUCGUCAUCUGUAUGCUUAGCUGAUAGUUGUUUGAAAAAGACUUGCAAUUCAAUCAGAGAAAAGUAUCUGUCAGUUUUUACUUCAAAGCUACUAAUAGCACAGAAGGAUUUCAGUGCAUCGUUCACAGAGGUCUCAACUCUCAGUACAGAGUUACAGAAUCAAAAUAUGAAUUGGUGGCUGUAUGCCUUGGAUUGCAUCGAACAGAACAAGGAUUCUGCUGAUGAGCUCAUUAGGAAGAUUGAUAUCUCUUCCAAUAAGAGCACCACUGGCUUGGGUUCAACAGGAAUGUCUUCCAGGGUUCAAACUAUCUCUGGAUUGAAGUAUACCAUUCAAGCUGGUAUUGAUUCUCUGCAAAGUUCAAGACAACAACUGAUGCAUAGACUUUUAGAACUUGACAAAACAAUGGACAACCCAAAGGAUGAAGACAUUGAGUGUCAUCGAUAUUGCCCAAAUUGCUAUGAUGGUAACGGUUCUUUAUGCAUCCAAUGUGAAUUGGAUGAGCUAUUUCAGGCGUAUGAAGCACGUCUAUUUCUUGUUAAGAAAUCAAAUAAUGAUUCUGUUAUUGCCUCAGUAGAGGAAGCACAGGACUUGCAAAGGCGAAAAUAUGAGUUGAAUCACUUUUUCCGUAAUACUAAAACUAAUGAGGGAUCUGAACCUGGUGAUGAGAAUAAAAAUCCAAGAUUUGCUCGAGAAAAUAUACAGGUCUACAGGCAUCCUUCUCGAAUUGAGACUUCCCUUAAGGUUAUUCGAACCCACUCAAAGACAAUAAUGGGAGAGCAGUAUGCUAAAACUGCUAAAAAGCAUUUGCUGCUUUUUGAGGCUAUGCGCAAGGAAUUCCCUCAAGCAAGGAACUUAUCAAUAGCACAAAACCAAUUACUGCGUGCGCAUGAUGAGAUCAAGAUGUCUCUCUCACGCCUGCAGCUCAAGGAGAAUGAUGAUGAACCCAGUGCAGUCAAUAUUGUUACUAGAGAGGAGCUUAUACCAUACAAUGUGCAAUUUACAAGUGACAAAUUCUUGUCUUUGUCAUCUUUAGCUCGUAUAAGAGGCCAACUGAGAUACUUAAAGGGAUUGGUGCUAUGCAAUAAGAAAACACUGAGAAAGCAUGGUGAAUCACUGCCUGAGUUAGGCAACUGUGCUGCUAUGGCAACUUCCUUCGCUGCCACAGGGCAAACUGUUUCUGACACUAGCAACGAAUCAUGCCCAAUUUGUCAGGAGAAGUUACUUGAUCAGAAAAUGGUUUUCCAAUGUGGCCAUUCCGUUUGCUGCAAGUGUUGUCUUUACAUGACAGAACAAGCUGCAGCCCACUUUGGGAGGAGCAAAAAAUGGAUUAUGUGCCCUACUUGCCGUCAACGUACAGAUCUUGAAAAUAUUGCUUUUGUAGUUGAAAAUAAGAGAGAAAAUGCUGAUAGAGAAGUUGAGGAUUUGGCAGAAAGAGCCAUUUCUGUCCAAGGUUCAUAUGGAACAAAGAUUGAAGCUGUGACAAGAAGGAUUUUGAGGAUCACUUCAACUGACGGAGCAGCCAAAAUACUUGUUUUUUCAAGCUGGAAUGAUGUUCUUGAUGUACUAGAGCACUCCCUCGCUGCUAACAAUCUCUCUUAUGUUCGGAUGAAAGGAGGAAGAAAAUCUCAAGCAGCACUUUCCCAAUUCAAAGGUCUGGCAGGCAGUAUAAGUGGAGAGAGAGCAAAGAAGUCAUUUUCCAAGAUGCAACCUGUUCAAGUAUUGCUAAUGCUUAUUCAGCAUGGAGCAAAUGGUCUUAAUCUUCUGGAAGCACAACAUGUAAUAUUAGUGGAGCCGUUAUUAAACCCUGCAGCUGAGGCACAAGCUAUCAGCAGGAUCCAUAGAGUUGGGCAAGACAAAAACACGUUUAUCCACCGUUUUAUUGUGAAGAAUACUAUUGAAGAGAGCAUCUACAAAUUGAACAGGGGCAGAGCUGUUUGCUCCACAAUACACCGUAAAUCAAAAAAUUUCAAAGAUGAGCUUGUUUUGACACUGAAGGAUAUUGAGUCACUAUUUCCUAUGGUAGCAUCCGAUCAACCUUCAGAACAGGAGGAUAAGAAUCAAGGUGGGCAUCUGAGAAGUUUACCUCCAUCUAUUGCAGCUGGGUUAGCUGCUGAAAGGAGGUCAUUGGUGCAACAUGACAACCUGCAUUAAGUUAUCGGUUGACUUAUUCUUUCAACUGGAAUUAGGAGAGGCAAUGAAGGAGAUUGAAAUAUAAUAAUUGAUGCUGGAGAUAUUUCACUUCUUAGCUCUAAAUUAUCUCAACAUUACAGAAAGGGACGGAUAUAAUAUUGUCUGGAAAUUCCCGGAUCACUAGAAUCUGACAUCACUGAUAGAAUGAUAGAAUAGUUAGGACACCCGAGCAUCGAGGAUGUAUUUAGGGAUAUAUGAAAAGUAGGCUGGUUAGCCUGGCACAAGCAUGUGUAUAUAAGCCGCCGUCUCAUUUUCCUUUUGAGUUUUGAUAUGGUAAUUAAUAUUCUUAUUAAUAUGUGGUGUACAUGGUUGUGACUGUUGUCGCCUUAGUAAAUGAAAGGUCAGUUCUUUCGAGUUUCAAGUUUUGAUAUGAUAAUCUAGGUCUUUUUU